Molecule: messenger RNA, 2201 nt
Organism: Halteromyces radiatus
Lineage: Eukaryota; Fungi; Mucoromycota; Mucoromycetes; Mucorales; Cunninghamellaceae
Product: tRNA synthetases class II-domain-containing protein
Exons: 9
Coding region: 38-2041 (667 amino acids)
Biological process (GO): aspartyl-tRNA aminoacylation
Cellular component (GO): cytoplasm; mitochondrion
Molecular function (GO): aspartate-tRNA ligase activity; ATP binding
Source: RefSeq, a predicted model, not a curated record
GUUUUCUUUCCACCUUUUUCUUUUUUGCAAAAGCAUAAUGUUAUGUAGUAGACCGUGGGGUCGCUAUGGACUCUCUUUACAAAAUAUAUCACGUCAGGCACUGUGUCGAAAAUGGAUUUCUUUGACAACGACUAGACCUCUUAUAUUACCACGACGAUCCUUUAUUGUCACUUCUCGAGUACAAGAUCAACAUUUGCAUGGAUAUAAGGAUGUUGAUCGUUAUCAUGGUCAAUACCCAACUCGAACUCAUAUGUGUGGUGAACUUCGACCUAGUGAUCAAAAUAAACAUGUUGUAUUAUGUGGAUGGGCUCAACCCUCAAGAUCCAUGUCUCAAGAGCUCGUCUUUCUACCUAUUCGAGAUGCUUCUGGUACAACACAACUCGUUUAUCGUGCCGAACAUUGUCCUCCAGAUAUAAAGACAACCAUUCAACAAUUAUCAACAGAAAGUGUGAUUUGUGUCGAAGGUAUUGUACGCACUCGACCUGAAGGUACCAUCAAUCAUCAAUUACCAACGGGAGGUGUGGAAGUGGAUAUUCAACGUAUUUAUUGCUUGAAUCCUGCAUCACCUCAGUUACCUUUCUGGCCCUCUCAAACUCAACUGCCUAAUGAAGAAAUGAGAUUAAAAUAUCGAUACCUUGAUCUACGACGUCCAACACUACAAAAUAAUAUUCGAUUGAGAUCUUUGAUGGCCAAUACAAUACGACAAUAUUUGAUUGAACAUCAUCAAUUUACGGAAAUUGAAACACCUACGUUAUUCAAAUCGACCCCUGAAGGUGCAAGAGAAUUCGUGGUACCAACAAGGAAACCUGGUUUGUUUUAUGCUUUACCUCAAAGUCCUCAACAACAUAAACAAAUGCUCAUGGCAGCUGGAUUCGAUCGAUAUUUUCAAAUUGCUCGUUGUUUUCGGGAUGAGGAUUUACGUGCUGAUCGUCAACCUGAAUUUACUCAAAUUGAUUUGGAAAUGAGUUUUGUUUCGGCUCGUCAAGUCCAACAAGUCAUUGAAGGUAUGGUGGCUGCUAUUUGGUCCAAGGCUUUAGGGAUUCAACUUUCAGAACAAUCUUUUCCUCAUAUGACUUAUCAAGAGGCCAUGACAAAGUAUGGUUCGGAUAAACCUGAUCUUCGUUUUGAUUUACAGAUUCAAGAUAUGUCAAUAUGUUUAAAGGAUAAGACAAAAUCAUUGGAUUGUUUGGUAGUUAAAAAUGGGGCAUCACAAUUGACAGGUGGUGAUUUGAAAUCAUUGAUCAAGGAUUUAGAAUUGACCGAAACAGAACAACAAUUAUUUGGAUUUGUCAAGAUUAAUGAAAACAACAUACAACAAUGGCCAUUGAAAUGUGGAGGAGGAUUGAAGCAGAUGAUGCAAUAUUCACAAGACACACAACAAAAUAUGAAUACAACAUUGAAUGUGGAACCAGGGGAUCUAAUAUUUUUACAUCAGCGACCUAACUAUCUCUAUGGUGGCAAUACAUUAAUGGGACGAACAAGAUUACAAGUGGCUAAUCAAUUACAACGAAAAGGACAUCUGACCAUCCCACAUCAUUUAUUCAAAUUUACAUGGAUUGAAUCAUUUCCUUUGUUUACACCUGAUGAACAAGGUAUUCGAACAUGGCAAGCAACACAUCAUCCAUUUACGGCACCUUUUGAUCAAGAUAUUCCUUUAUUGGCAACGGAUCCAGCCAAAGUUCGUGGGCAACAUUAUGAUUUAGUAUUAAAUGGUAUGGAAAUUGGUGGUGGAUCUAUACGAAUUCAUUCUCCUGUCAUGCAAACUUUUAUCUUUGACAAAGUGUUACAGUUGGAAAAACAUGAAUAUGAACGAUUUGAUCAUUUGAUUGAUGCAUUAGGUGGUGGAUGUCCUCCUCAUGGUGGAAUUGCUCUUGGUUUUGAUCGAUUAAUGGCGAUUUUAUGUCAAGCAAAUUCUAUUCGAGAUGUGAUUGCUUUUCCAAAAGCAGCAGGUGGAAAAGAUUUUGUAGUAGAUAGUCCAUCACAAGUGACUGUAUCUCAAUUGAAAGAAUAUGGUUUACAAAUACUAGAUGAUAUCAAAUAGAUGAAUAAAGUGUAGAUUCCCUAAUGAUAAUAAAAUAGAGUUUUUUUUUUAUUUUUAUUUUUGGUAUUUUGUAUGUAAUGUAUUCGUACAUAUAGAAAAGUAUUUACACAUUUAAGUGUAAUGUGAUCGCCGUAGCGAAAGUAGGAUGGCGAUAACCAUC